AUGUCUGUGGGUCUGGACUCUGGAGAAAGAGACAUGGGCACGGGGACCAGACGGAACCCGAUGAGACCCUCUUACUAUUCUGUGAUGGAUGUAGCCGCCACACGAUCCUCAUGUCCAAAUCUCAGCAGACUCGGUCCUUACUCCUCUACGCGGAAAGGUAUACUGAACUCUCAACUACAACCCGGCCGUGAAGAUCCUGCGCCGACGACAGCAUCCAUCUGGAUCUGGCGCAAUUUGUGGCACGCUCCAGCAAAAGAGAAAUUUCGAUAUAACGAAAGGGGGGGGCGCCCGCUCCACAUCAACAGUCCCUGA
This is a messenger RNA of Penicillium oxalicum, 312 nucleotides long. RefSeq lists its product as uncharacterized. Lineage: Eukaryota; Fungi; Ascomycota; Eurotiomycetes; Eurotiales; Aspergillaceae. Bases 1 to 312 code for a protein of 103 amino acids. The record is from RefSeq and is a predicted model, not a curated record. The transcript has a single exon.